AUGGGUCUCCCCCUCGAGCAGUGGCGCGGCGGCGAGGCGGACGGGAAGGACGCGCCGGCGCCGGCCGGGUGCAGGACGCCCGGCGGCGCCCAGGCGGCGGGCGGGGACUGCCCGGCCGCGCCCAGGAAGAGGAGGGCCCCCGCGGGGGUCGUCGCGCAGCAGCGGCGCAGGGACUACUACGCCGGCGCCGACGUCGAGGCCUUCUUCGCCGCCCACAACCUCUAGGGACCUCAGACGGUCAGACCCGCCACGCCAUGCAAGCAGGACCUGUUAGAGUUGGGCCUUGCGCGUAGCCUUCCAGUUAACGUACGGAGCAUGUACCCUGAGAAUGUGCAUUAUUACCAAGUGUCUAGUGUGCGUAGCCAGUUUUAGACUUUCGUGUCCCUGGUAAUAGUCUGGAGUAUGAUCUGCCGCUGGUGAUGUCAUGUGCCAGCUGCCAGCUAGAGUCUUAAUCUGCUAGUUAGUUGCCUGCUUUUGUCUUGGACUUUGUAAUGGCCGUGGUGUGUACUUCAAUUAGCUAUCCUCUCCAAGUUGUAACCACACGCUAGU
This is a messenger RNA of Panicum hallii, 549 nucleotides long. RefSeq lists its product as uncharacterized. Bases 1 to 225 code for a protein of 74 amino acids. Lineage: Eukaryota; Viridiplantae; Streptophyta; Magnoliopsida; Poales; Poaceae. The transcript has a single exon. The record is from RefSeq and is a predicted model, not a curated record.